Molecule: messenger RNA, 921 nt
Organism: Helicoverpa armigera (cotton bollworm)
Lineage: Eukaryota; Metazoa; Arthropoda; Insecta; Lepidoptera; Noctuidae
Product: trypsin, alkaline C
Exons: 4
Coding region: 42-809 (255 amino acids)
Biological process (GO): proteolysis
Molecular function (GO): serine-type endopeptidase activity
Source: RefSeq, a predicted model, not a curated record
AGUCUAUAGUUUUGAUUACUAGUAAACUUCUGACCGCCAAAAUGAGAGUGGUUGCUAUAUGGGCCCUAUGUGUGGCGGUCGUGGCAGCCGUGCCAACCAACCCACAAAGGAUAAUCGGUGGUUCUUUAACUACCAUUGACCAGUACCCUACGAUGGCUGCCUGUCUAACCACAUUUAACUUUGUCAACUACUUUCAGUCUUGUGGUGGUACUAUCCUCAACAAUAGGUCCAUCUUAACUGCUGCUCACUGUACUAUCGGUGAUCCCGCAAAUCAAUGGCGCUUCCGUGUGGGUUCAUCCUUCGCCAAUAGCGGCGGCAUUGUCCACAAUGUUCAGCAAAUCUUCAACCACCCCAACUAUAACCAGGCCGCCCCUCUUGAUUUGGACAUCGCUAUCUUGCGUUCCGCCACUGCUAUCUCAUUCAACAACAAUGUGAGACCAGUUUCCAUCGCUGGCCCUAAUUACAAUUUGCCCGAUAACCAGGUUGUCUGGGCCGCUGGAUGGGGUGUGACUGAGAGUGGUUCUACGUCCGAGCAACUGCGCCACGUCCAGGUCUUUUCUAUCAAUCAAGCCGCUUGCAGAACCCGUUAUGCAGCUAGAGGCGUAAGCAUCACUGACAACAUGUUGUGCUCUGGUAUACUCGACGUUGGUGGUCGUGACCAGUGCUCGCAAGACUCCGGUGGUCCUCUCUAUCAUAACGGGAUCCAGGUCGGUGUCUGUUCUUUCGGCAUUGGAUGCGCCGAAGCACAGUUCCCUGGUGUUAAUGCCCGUGUUUCACGUGUGACAGCUUGGAUCACAAGUAACGCUUAAAGCGUAUAAGCAAAUGAACUAAAAUCGUUGAUCGAAUAACUGAAUUUAUCUUUCCGUAUUGUUUGAUCACCGACUAUCAAAAAUAUAACUACUUAAUAAAAAAAUAUGAUAA